AUGGAACAUGAGGCUUCCCAGCUUGAAAAGCAGCAUGUGCACAGUGUCUAUAAAAGCACAGCCACCUGUUUCGAUGACCUACAGGGCAAAGCAUGGCCUCGUGUUCGUCAAUUUCUGCUAGAGCAAGAGCCAGGAAGCCUUGUUGCUGAUAUAGGUUGUGGGACUGGAAAAUACCUCUGUGUUAACAGCCAGGUAUAUAACCUUGGAUGUGAUUAUUGCAGCCCUUUGGUUGAGAUUGCAAGAAGUAAAGGCUGUGAAGUGAUGAUCUGUGAUAAUCUUAAUCUCCCCUUUCGGAGCCAGUGCUUCGAUACAAUCAUCUCUGUGGGAGUGAUUCACCAUUUCUCCACAAAACAAAGGCGAAUCAAGGCCAUAAAAGAAAUGGCCAGAGUUCUGGUCCCUGGAGGCCAAAUGAUGAUUUAUGUUUGGGCCAUGGAGCAAAAGAAUCGGCGCUUUGAGAAACAAGAUGUGUUUGUUCCAUGGAACAAAGCCUUGUGCUCCCAGUUGCUUUCUGAGUCCAAUAAAGAUGGACGUAAGACUGAUCCUGCAUAUGGCACAAAAUCUCAGACAUUGCAUUCUUGCCAACCAAUGGGCUCCGAAUAUAGCUACCCUAUUACCCUUGAUCAGAAACAUCCCAAAAGACCAGAUGGCUGCUUUGCUGAAGCCUGCUGUGUGAAAAUUUCAGAAGAAGGAGGGGAAGAAGAAGAAAACCGAUUUUACAAUGCUCUGGGGAGAUCUUUUCGUUCUUGGUUUUCAUCCAGAUCUCUAGAUGAGUCGACCUUGAGAAAGCAGAAUGAAAAGGUGGAGCCUUUGAAGAACACAGCUGGAUGGUUGCACAGCACUGCUGUAUCUGCUCAGCCAUCAAGGCAUUGCAGCUUAGACUUGGGGUGCAGAGGUCCAUUGCUGAAGGAGCAACGGAUUGAUGCCUAUGAUGAAGUGUUUAUCAGGCAUGUGGAUUGUAAAAAGAUGGAAUGGCUGACGGCCUCGAGGUCACUGAGAGAUUUUAAUGGUGAACCGUCUGCUUUGGUCCAGAGCAACAAUGAAGAAGCCUCAUUUCUGAGUGGACCUAUAGACAACAUAAGCGACUGUUUUGGUCAAGGCAAUAAUCAUUCUUUUACUGCAAAGCACUUUAAAAGGACCUCGUCUGCCAGCUCCAGCGAGUCUAUUGUAGAUUCAGCUGCGGCUGUGGGAGACCAUGCUGCUCAAGGACACGAUACAAAGGCCUUCAUGCGUUACUACCAUGUUUUCCGGGAAGGAGAGCUGUGCUCUUUGCUAAAGGAGAAUGUACCUGAGGUUCGCAUACUCAGUUCAAGCUACGAUCAUGGUAACUGGUGCAUUAUUGUGAAGAAAACAGAUGAACAACAGCAAGCAUAACUCUGGAAAAGGGGGGCUUCGGACAUUGCUUCCUGUGGCCUUCAGAGACCUUACUUUCUCCGUCCUCCAUUCUGCAUGGAUUGGUACAAUCUGUACAUGAGGAUGCCAUUGUGAACAAAAAGGUACUUAACAUGUUGCUGGAAAACAAGUUUUUAACAAGGAUGCAUCGACAUUUUAUAUUGCUCUUAGGAAAUUUGCUUUGUGUGUUUCAAACAUUUUAUAAUA
This is a messenger RNA of Varanus komodoensis (Komodo dragon), 1596 nucleotides long. It is a transcript of the gene TRMT9B, whose product is annotated as tRNA methyltransferase 9B (putative). The transcript is spliced from 3 exons. Gene Ontology annotation, cellular component: nucleus; cytoplasm. Gene Ontology annotation, biological process: tRNA wobble uridine modification. The coding region runs from base 1 to 1371 and encodes 456 amino acids. Lineage: Eukaryota; Metazoa; Chordata; Lepidosauria; Squamata; Varanidae. Gene Ontology annotation, molecular function: S-adenosylmethionine-dependent methyltransferase activity; tRNA binding. The record is from RefSeq and is a predicted model, not a curated record.